Aspergillus calidoustus is the source of this 900-nucleotide messenger RNA. The record is from the annotation of a GenBank genome assembly. NCBI's taxonomy places the organism in Eukaryota, Fungi, Ascomycota, Eurotiomycetes, Eurotiales, Aspergillaceae.
AUGCCCCUAACACCACACCAGUCCCUCUCCCUCACCCUCCUAAUCCUCUACACACCGGCCCUAUACCCAACAUUGCUCCUUCUCCACCGACACAGCCUCGGCCACGCCUGGGGCUGGCUGUACCUCUUCAUCUUCACCAUCCUCCGAAUCCUCGGCGCAGCACUGCAGUUCGCGUCCGGAUAUACACAUGAUGAAGAUAGCGGACUGCGCGUUGCGGCGAGGAUACUUGCUUCUAUCGGCGUUAUGACACUUCUACUGGGGAUGUUGGAGGGGGUUGAGGUUUUGAAAUCAUCCCUCCCCAACGACCCCAUCCCGCCACGCCUCUGGACACUCCUCCACCUAUCGCAAUACGAAGCAUUCAUACUGAGUAUUAUCUUUACGGCGACCGGACAGGAAGAUCUCAGCUACGCGUCUGCGAUUGUCGUCGCCUGUCUAUUCGUUGUACUUGUGGGGAUCGUGAGUGUUUUCUAUUUCGAAUUGCGGCGUGCCCCUGCAGUAUCCACUCAGUCGAGCACAAGCUCAAGUGAACCUGAGGAAGACGAUGACAACCCAACGAUGAAAGAACCAUCCACGGGCGAAGAUACGCGCAAACCCCCACCUCCCAUCUUGUCGAAACGAAAAACAACAACUUUACUGCACAUCCUCCUCGUCUCAAUCCCCUUCCUCGCCGUCCGAGUGAUAUACAUGCUCCUCGCAACAUUCACGCACGAUAGCAUGUUCACAGGCCGCGAACCCGACGACAAUGAGACCACUGAAUCUUGGACAACCGCCACGGAGAUGGAAACGUAUAUCCUUCCCAACGUCUACCUCGUGGCAUUCAUGCAGUACGCGGUGGAGAUUGUUGUUUUUGGGUUGUUUGUUGGUGCGGGGUUUGUUGUUCCUGCUUCAAGACGGGGGUAG